Photinus pyralis (common eastern firefly) is the source of this 1933-nucleotide messenger RNA. RefSeq names its product facilitated trehalose transporter Tret1-like. Gene Ontology annotation, biological process: transmembrane transport. Gene Ontology annotation, molecular function: transmembrane transporter activity. Lineage: Eukaryota; Metazoa; Arthropoda; Insecta; Coleoptera; Lampyridae. The record is from RefSeq and is a predicted model, not a curated record. The coding region runs from base 422 to 1828 and encodes 468 amino acids. Gene Ontology annotation, cellular component: membrane. The transcript is spliced from 2 exons.
CACAUUUACUACGAAAGUGGUAUGCACUACCUCGAGUACAAUUAUUAAAGGUCGAAAACAACCUUCCCGAAACGUGUUUUAAAGCUAAGAUAAACUGCAAUUAGUGGUAAGAGUAGGUACAAUUAGCUUGUCGAAUCGAUUAGUACAAAUUUCCUUGCGGUAAUUCCCAACGUAGUAAAUAAGCGCGUUAUUGGAUCCGUAGAAAAUUUUUAAAAGCUUAAUUAAAAAAGUGCAGGUAAAUUGCUUUUAAUUGGGCCAAAUCGUAGAGGUGGUAUUUUGAAGUUUGCGAUAAGUACCUACUAUCAAAAGUUCUUGCGCGAUCCACUCCGUGCGUGCUUGUAGAUAGGAUAACAUCGUGUCGUUCGUCCUCGAAAUGUGAUUGUGCUGUUAUUGAAGAGAAGAAAAAAAACGCGCGUCCAAAAUGACGAUGAAAUUAGAUGGCCAACGCAUCAGCAAGAAUCUCUUCCAAUAUGUCGCAAUGUUUUCUGGUGGUCUGGCGAUCAUUUGCAGCGGAAUGCAUUACGGAUGGCCGUCGGCGUCGCUGCCCAAACUGGAGGGAAUCGCGACCAACGAGGAGGGAUCCUGGAUGGCAGUCAUGCCGCUGGUUGGUGCGAUGUGUGGUUCGCUCUGCGGAGGCUUAGUGGUCGAUCUAAUCGGGAGGAAAAAAACGAUCCUACUCUCUACGUUUCCAUAUUUCAUAGGUUGGAUUCUGGUGGCCUAUGCCAAGUCAGUUGUUGUGAUACUCGUGGCGCGUUUCCUCGCCGGAAUCGGUGACGGCUUCUCCUUCUCCGCACUUCCCAUCUACCUAGGAGAAAUAUCAGAUCCGCGCAUUCGAGGAUCGAUCGGAUCUAGCAUUUCGGUAGCUUGGAUUUUCGGCAUCCUACUGGCGAACGUUUUGGGAUCGUACCUCUCUGUCACACUCGCCGCGCUGAUAUCGUCCGUCCUUCCUGCCGUCUGUCUGAUCACGUUCAUCUGGAUGCCGGAGAGUCCCUACUAUCUCCUAAUGAAGGAGAACGACGACGAGGCGCGGAAGAGCAUGGAAAUCUUUCACGGGAAAGGUAACAUCGAAAACGAACUGGAAAGGAUGGCAAAGGAAGUGAAGGAGCACAACGCCAGCAACGGAAGGUGGGUGGACCUCUUCCUCGUGCCCAGCAAUCGUAGAGCACUCAUCGUCAUGCUGGGCACGCGCGGCUUCCAACAACUCACCGGAACUACGGCCAUCACCUUCUACGCCUACACCAUCUUUGACAACGCCAGCAGCCUCGUCUCCCCAAGCGUCGCCUCAAUUAUCUACUUCACAGUGCAAGUAAUUUUCUGCGUCAUCUGCUCGAUGAUCGUUGACAGAACGGGCCGUCGACCGCUCAUGAUCAUUUCGAUAAUCGGCUCGGGCAUCGCCCUCUUCAUCGAAGGCACCUACUUCUUCCUAAAGGACGAGACGAACAUCAACGUCGACGACUUCAGCCUGGUGCCGGUGAUCGCGCUGGUGCUCUUCGUCGUAAUGUUCAGCGUCGGCAUGCAGGGCGUUCCCAUUUUACUCCUCAGCGAGCUCUUCCCGACGGACGUCAAGGGUUUCGCGGUCUGCUUCGCGGACAUCUACUUCAGCGCGCUGGCGGCGACCGUCUCGAAGUGUUUCCAAAUCACCAAAGACCAUUUCGGCCUGUGCGUGCCGUUCUUCGCCUUUACCGGUUGCUGUAUCGUCGGUUUAGUUUUUAUUAUCUAUAACGUACCCGAAACGACUGGGAAGACUCUCGAAGAGAUUCAGGAGGGAUUUCGCAGCGAGGAGGUCGAAGAUUUUAGAGAGCGUUAUAAGGAGAACGAAGAACUUUGAGACUGAUUACUGUUUUAGUAUUUUAUUGAUCUUUUGAUCCUUUCUGUAGUUGUUAUUCACAAUGUCGUUCCUUUUAUUUAAAUAAACAAAUGCUAAGCUAUCGGA